GUAGGUCUCCAGGCACCGAGGCAGCGACACUAAUGAAGAUGAGUCACCGCUGAUUUCCCAGCUGGGGUGUUAUGAAAGUUGACAUAAAUCUUCAGAAAGUGGACAUUGACCAAUGUUCAAGUGAUGGCUGGUUUUCAGGAACUCACAGAUGUCACCUUAACAAUUCAGAGUGUAUGCCAAUUAAAGGUCUAGGAUUCGUGCUUGGAGCCUAUCAGUGCAUUUGCAAAGCAGGAUUCUAUCAUCCUCAAGACUUCUCAGUGAACAACUUUCAGAGAAGUGCAAAAGAUGUGUCAGAAGAAGCCCAUGUCUGCCUACCCUGCAGGGAGGGCUGCCCUUACUGUGCUGAUGACAGCCCCUGCUUUGUCCAGGAGGAUAAGUAUUUGCGACUUGCUAUCAUCUCCUUCCAAGCCCUGUGUAUGCUGCUCGACUUCGUUAGCAUGCUGGUGGUCUACCACUUUCGCAAAGCAAAGAGCAUCAGGGCAUCAGGUCUUAUCCUGUUGGAAACAAUUCUUUUUGGGUCUCUGCUUCUAUACUUUCCAGUUGUUAUUUUGUACUUUGAGCCAAGCACAUUUCGCUGUAUUCUCCUCAGAUGGGUCCGUCUUCUCGGUUUUGCUACUGUUUAUGGAACUGUCACUCUCAAGCUUCACAGGGUUUUGAAGGUGUUUCUUUCACGAACAGCCCAGCGGAUUCCAUAUAUGACUGGUGGACGGGUCAUGAGGAUGCUUACAGUAAUACUUCUGGUAGUAUUCUGGUUUCUUGUUGGCUGGACUUCAUCUGUUUGCCAGAAUUUGGAGAGGCAGAUUUCACUUAUUGGCCAAGGGCAAACAUCUGAUCACCUCAUCUUCAAUAUGUGCCUCAUUGAGCGCUGGGAUUACAUGACAGCAUUCGCUGAAUUUUUAUUCCUCUUGUGGGGUGUUUAUCUCUGCUAUGCAGUGCGGACAGUGCCAUCAGCAUUUCAUGAGCCACGCUAUAUGGCUGUUGCAGUUCACAAUGAGCUCAUUAUCUCUGCUAUAUUCCAUACAAUUAGAUUCGUUCUUGCCUCAAGACUUCAGUCUGACUGGAUGCUAAUGCUAUAUUUUGCACAUACUCAUUUGACUGUGACAGUCACCAUUGGGUUGCUUUUGAUUCCAAAGUUUUCACAUUCAAGCAAUAACCCCCGAGAUGACAUUGCUACAGAAGCAUAUGAAGAUGAGCUAGACCUGGGCCGGUCUGGGUCCUACCUGAACAGCAGCAUCAACUCCGCAUGGAGUGAGCACAGCUUAGACCCGGAGGACAUUCGGGAUGAGCUGAAGAAACUCUAUGCCCAGUUGGAAAUAUAUAAAAGGAAGAAGAUGAUUACAAAUAACCCCCACCUCCAGAAAAAGCGGUGCUCCAAGAAGGGCUUAGGCCGUUCGAUCAUGAGGCGUAUAACUGAGAUCCCAGAGACGGUCAGCAGGCAGUGUUCCAAAGAGGACAAGGAAGUCACAGACCAUAGCACAGCCAAAAGCACUACCUUGGCCAGGAAGAACCCACAAGAGUCUUCAGGUAACAACGGGAAGCCCAAAGAGGAGUCUCUGAAAAACCGGGUCUUCUCCCUAAAGAAAUCGCACAGCACUUACGAUCAUGUGAGGGAGCACACGGAAGAGUCCAACAGUUUACCAGUGGAAAGCCAAGAAGAGGAGGCUACAGAACAUUCCACACUGGAGUCUCUGUCAAGUAAAAAACUAACACAAAAACUGAAAGAAAACAGUGAGGCUGAGUCCACAGAGUCUGUGCCUUUGGUGUGUAAGUCAGCAAGCGCUCACAAUCUCAGCUCAGAGAAGAAGCCGGGCCACCCCCGAACAUCCAUGUUGCAAAAGUCUCUCAGUGUCAUAGCAAGUGCCAAGGAGAAGACUCUUGGAUUAGCUGGGAAAACCCAAACAUCAGGCAUGGAAGAUCGUGCUAAAUCCCAGAAACCUCUGCCAAAAGAUAAAGAAACAAACAGAAAAUACUCAAAUUCAGAUAACACAGAGACUAAAGAUUCUGCCCCCCAAAACUCCAAUCAUGUGGAGGAGCCAAGAAAACCUCAGAAAUCUGGGAUUAUGAAGCAACAAAGGGUCAACCCACCCACUGCCAAUUCUGACAUGAGCCCAGGCACCACCCAGAUGAAGAACAACUUUGACAUAGGGGAAGUGUGCCCUUGGGAGAUUUAUGACCUGGCCCCUGGUCCCGUGCCUUCAGAAUCAAAAGUUCAAAAACACGUAUCUAUUGCAGCUUCUGAAAUGGAGAAAAACCCAACUUUUUCCUUAAAGGAGAAAUCUCAUCAGAAGCCCAAGGCAGCUGAACUGUAUCAGCAAACCAAUCAGAAGAGCAUAGACAAGGCUGAGGUAUGCCCUUGGGAGAGCCAAGGUCAGCCUGGUUUUGAAGAUGAGAAGCCUUUGAUUUCCAAGACUCAGGUUCCCCCAGGGAGAGCCAAAGAUGAGAAUGGCGGUCAGCAUUAUGCAGCCAGUGUGUGUGCUGGGCAAUAUGAAGAACUGCCCCCCAAAGUUGUAGCAUCAAAAAUCGAGAAUGAAAAUCUCAACCCAACAGGAGACCAGAAUAAAAAGACAUCUUCCCCUGAGGAAAAUGUGCCCGGCUGCUAUAACUCAAGUAAUAACUUUCAGCAGCCUUUAACAUCACGAGCUGAGGUGUGUCCUUGGGAGUUUGAGACCCCAAAUCAACCAAAUGCUGAAAGAAGUGUAGCUUUACCUGCCUCUUGCACUCUAAGUGCAAAUAAGAUGGCAGGGCCUCGGAAAUAAGAGGUGUGGGAUACUUUUAAAGUGUAGCAUCCCCAGAAAGAAAAGGAGAAGGAAGAAACCCUUAAUUCGACAGAAGAUGGAAGGAUCAAAAAUUCCCAAGGAGUGUUUGUCAGUUGAGGGAAAUGUGAAAGGCACGGGUGGAAGAAGACCGGGAGGGCAGAGCAACAGCAAAGUGGAAGAAUUAGACUGGCCAGGGGAAGUUUUUCCCCUGGGAACACGAGGAGAAUCCUUACAUUUCAGCAUGGUCAGCGGGAGUCACCCUCACUGUCUGCCCCUAUCAGUAUUUACCCAUGGCACUUUGAAGAUCCUAAGCAAGGCCAACCAGAAGACACAGAAGAGGUAUGAGAUUUUGCAAAGAAGAAGGUAUAGAUCUAUAUGACCGAAAUUCUAAGUAGCUAACUGAACUUACUUUACCUAUUUAACCUUGAUAGCACUGCUAACUUAAUGCAUCCCAAAAAUACCUUUUAUAUUAAUGAUUGCUCUCAUUUUCUUAUAAAUGUAUGUUUCAGUACAUUGUUGUGUCUCAUAUUCAAGCAUUCCAGAUUGUAUAAUUUUUGCAAAUAACUUUGAUAUUAUGUGACACAACACAUUUAUGCAAUCCGCAGCUACUCAGUUGUUAUUGCAAGUUACAGAAUACCUGCUAUUUAUCGACUUUAGUUGAUCCUUGAAGUACAAUAAGCUUUCUCUGGCUUGGGAAGCCAUAACCGUUACAAUAAAAUCUUUUAGUUUUGGCUGUGGUUUAUAUAUUGUGAAUUUGGAUUUGACUCUAUUGUUUCGCAUCAUGGUUUGUUAUACUGUCUUAAUCAGGGUUUUUUAUACAAGUUGAGUUACUUGUUUUGCACUUCUUGUUAGGACUCAGAGAUCGAGCAGUCCUAUUUAGUCAUAUGUCUCAAUAAAGGACAACUUACCUAUUGUUUGUUCAGAGUCAGAGACAGGUAACACCUUCAUUCCAAUUUAUUGUCCCUUUUAACUCUUUCAGUAUUUCAUACUUAGCAGCAUUUCGCCAGGAAGAAGCUAAGAGUGCAAAAAACACACUGCGCAUGUUAUUACCACUGAAAAGGGAAGACUCUAGGAACGACAUGAGAAUUGCCACAGUACUGCAGAGCCAGGGAAUUUGCCUUUCAAAACACAGACAGGAAGGGAGCUACUGAUAGCACUUUUAAGGGAAUAUUUUUUUAAAGAGAAAAAUUAUGAUAGCAUCAAGAUCAUUGUAUGGAUAUAUUUUUAUUAUGCAUACUGAAUAUAUAUUUUAAAUUACCUUAAACUACUUAUUCUCAUAAGCUCUUAUUCAUUGCUUCAGCUAGGGGUAACACUUGCUGGGCUUAAAUCCCAAAGAGGUUUAUAACCUGAUAUAGUCAAAGCCUAUAAGGUGGUGUGGGCUCUUCCUUCUCCCAAGCACUGGAAAACUUACAAGUCCUGCAAAUUGCCAUUGUGAGCCACCCAGCUCAAAAUAGAAAAUGCAAGGUUUAUUUGCAAAGCAAAACAGCCCCCAGAGCAAAAUUUGUAAAUCGUACUGCCUUCCACCCUGAUCACUUGGCAUGAGACUCCUAAGCUGCUGACUUUGCUGACUUAGCCCUACUGAUGUGAUCAUGCAAAGAGAUUCCAUUCCAAAGCUCAGUCUCAUUUUAUUUAAAGAUGAAUCGCUUAAGAAUAAAAUGCAGACUUCCCUUUCUCUCGUGCUAGACACAAUGAAGGAUCAACGUCUUCUUUGGCCAGGACAUUUCCAGCCUAACUAAUGGCUUUUCAUUUCAUGAGCAGCAAGGAGAACAUGCUAGGAGGAUAAAAGAUAAGAAAAGAGAAUCAGAAGGUAGAUACAGGGCUGUUCUGAGAAAAUACCAUUCUCAGUGGAAACUAGAAACUAGGACUUCUCCUUAUUCAUCAUCAAAAUUUUCUCAAUGGUUUGUAUUCAGGAGUAAGUGAGCACGUCACCAUUUGCAAAGCUGUGCAUCCAUCUUCCUCACCCAUUCGCUUGCUUUGUGCAUUACUCAGGUUGGUGGGGUAGGUGUGAAGAGAUAUAGAAAUUCUGUUUUUCUGUGUUUCCUUCAUUUACUUCCUUCUUUUCUUUCUUUUCAGUCAAGGCCUCUCCAUUUGUUAACCUUAGAACACAACUUUAAGGCAUAUUUAUAUUGAACUUGGUUUGGAAUUUCCAGGCCCACCUAUUUGUUUCAUUUAUGUUCGGGGUCUGUUAGCACUUUAUUCACUUUUUAAGAAAUAAGCAGUUCAAGCAUCGGUGACUUUUUAUUGCACUUCAGGAUGAUCCUGCUAGAGAUGUGGCUUAAAGAAGACUUGCCAAAUUAUACCUUAGUGACAUUCUACAGUCCAUAGAUUUUCUCCACCAGCAUAAAUCAGUGAGAGUGCCUCGGGUCUUUCCUAGAGUUUCAUUGCCAUUACUUAUCACCAAGAGAAGUUUAAAUCUACAAUUCUUGAGGUUAUUUUCCUAGAUCGAUAACAAUAAGAAAGUGAAUCAACACUGUUAAGGUCACAAACAUUUGCUAGGUUGUCCUUCUCAAUGCAUGUGCAGGCUGCAUCCUGUCCUUGUUUUUAAGCCAGGGUUUAUAAAUAAGUAGAUUUAUACCAAUCUUAAUAGAACUGUAUAUUUUAUGCAAGAAUUAAAUGCUUUACGACAUAAAUUAUAACUCAGCCCACUGUAAACUUUGGUGGCAAUAUGGAUUUGAAACUCGACAGUUCUCUUGUAUUUGCUUCCUAGGUUUCUGCAUGCAAGUGGUGACAGGUAGGACUGAGAAACACUGCCUUUUGACUUCUAGCAUUUAGCAACCGAGAGUUGUAGAGUCAAUAAAGCUGUAAGUCUCUUCACUUAAUCUGUGGUUCUUCUGAAACUAUUAUCUGAAACCUACAGCAUCCCACCAUGAAAAAUAUUGGGUAAAUUUAUGUUGUGAUGUGUUACAGCAUGUAAAUAAUUAUAACUUCUCUGCAAUAAAACAUAUUUAUAUGAAAGUGA
Molecule: messenger RNA, 5715 nt
Organism: Leptonychotes weddellii (Weddell seal)
Lineage: Eukaryota; Metazoa; Chordata; Mammalia; Carnivora; Phocidae
Source: RefSeq, a predicted model, not a curated record